AUUAUCGAAACUCAUUUCAAGUUCAGAUUAGAUUAAAUGGACACAACAUAAAAAUGAGAAAAUUGCAUAAAGUGUGUUUAGUAUACGGUAAUAGCUUCGUCGAUUGAACAGAAGCGAAAUGACUGGCUUACAUAAAAUUAUUUGUGAUACCUUUCCGGAAGUGGUACUCGAUUUGUUUUAUACAAUCCUGUUGUCAUCAAUUGUUUUGUACUUGACUAGCUAAAUGGAGUACAUCACCAAAGGAUGUUGUUAUUUUCCACACCACAGCUAGGGGCAAGUCAUGUCCAGUGAUUUCACCAUUUGCACUUAAGCUUGAAACAUUCUUUCGAAUGGCUAAAAUUCCCUACCAAUUUGACGACGAGUUUCCGUUCGGUUCAAAGGGUAAGACGCCCUGGAUAACUUUCAAUGGAAAACACAUUGCAGACUCACAGCUUAUUGUGGAAUUAUUGAAAAAAAAGUUUGAUGUAAGGCUGGGAAACUACAGUGACACAGAUCUCGCCUAUGGUCGAGCAGUUCGAAUGAUGAUUGAAGAACAUUUGUAUUGGGGUGGCGUUGUUUGGAGAUUUAAAUAUUGCGAUCGAAAAGUUCUUCGAGACAUGUACUCACCGUUAAUGGUAAAGAACUUUAAUUGGAUAAUUCGGCCGUUGGCUUGGCGAUCGAUUGUGUCUAGAUUUAAUGCCAUGGCAUGGGCACAAGGGAUCGGUCGUCAUUCAUACGAUGAAAUUGUGGAAAUGAUGCAUAGUUCAUGUGAAGCACUCUCGAUAAUACUUGGAAAUAAGAAAUUUCUUCUUGGUGACGAGCCCUGCGAAGAUGAUGCUGCAGUUUUCGGUCUACUAGCCCAAGCACUUUAUUCAUCGCCCGGUGCUCCCUUUCAUGCCAUGUUUGAAAAAUGCCCGAACAUCGUGCAAUACGUUGAGAGAAUGAAAAGUAUUUAUUGGCCGGACUGGAAUAAUUUGUUGACUACUGAUUAACUAACACUGAUUUGAUCAGCAUCGACAAUAAACAAUUUUAUUCAGAAGAUUUUCUC
Bradysia coprophila is the source of this 1027-nucleotide messenger RNA. RefSeq names its product failed axon connections homolog. Lineage: Eukaryota; Metazoa; Arthropoda; Insecta; Diptera; Sciaridae. Gene Ontology annotation, cellular component: cytoplasm. The record is from RefSeq and is a predicted model, not a curated record.